Messenger RNA from Penicillium waksmanii, 2997 nucleotides. Its product is annotated as ankyrin repeat-containing protein. The record is from RefSeq and is a predicted model, not a curated record. NCBI's taxonomy places the organism in Eukaryota, Fungi, Ascomycota, Eurotiomycetes, Eurotiales, Aspergillaceae. Gene Ontology annotation, molecular function: protein binding. The coding region runs from base 1 to 2997 and encodes 998 amino acids. The transcript has 3 exons.
AUGCUGAAAUUGCCUAAUGAGAUCCUGCAUCAGAUCGGGGCCGAUUUGAAAGAGCGCGACCUGAAUUCUCUCGUUCAGUCAAGCCAUCACCUUUGUUCUGCCCUUUCUCCAGCUCUAUAUGAAAGGAACAUGCGGGAGAACGACGGGUGGGCACUUAUGUGGGGAAUCAUCCAUCGAGAAGGCCGAACGAUGGAAAAGGCGCUUGAUACAGGUGUGACAGAUCUCGGUGAAGCACUUGCGUUUGCGGCUGAGGACGGACAAGAGAAAAUUGUGGAACGGCUUUUGUCCGUCAAAUCUGCCAAUUUUUCGCCCCAAUUUGACUACAACGGCCGGCUGGUUCUUUGGACCUCUCCAUCUCGCCUAUAUUCCAUAUCAACUACAACUUCUGGUGGGGGUGUUGAGCAUUUCAAGCUCCUGCGUCGUGGGGAUCAUUUCAAAGCUCACAGUUCAUCACCUUUGUCUCGUGCGGCUAGACAAGGCCACAUUGGCAUUGUCAAGGAACUGAUAGAGUCCGGUCAUUGUGACCCAAAUAUUAAAGACUUGGAUAACAAAACAGCUCUCUUCUACGCUGCAGGAAGAGGGUUUUUGAAUAUUGUGGAGCUUUUGAUUCAGUCUGGUCGAGUUGAUUUGGACUCUGGAGACGGCAGAAGGUCCCCUCUUUCAUAUACUGCAGAACACUCGGAUGCAUCGAUUGCGAAGAUUUUUAUUGAGUCUGGCCGAGUCAAUUUGGAUUCUAGAGACAGUAAAGGAAGGUCCCCUCUCUCAUAUGCCGCACAACGCUCGGAUACGAUAAUUGCGAAGCUUUUGCUUGAGUCUGACCAGGUUGAUUUGGACUCCCAAGACAGAAGAAGACGAUCCCCUCUUUCAUAUGCCGCAGAGCACUCGGAUACAUCAAUUGUAAAGAGUUUGAUUGAGUCUGGCCAAGUCAAUUUGGAUUCCAGAGACAAUAAAGGAAGGUCCCCUCUCUCAUAUGCCGUGCAACGCUCGGAUGCGACAAUUGCGAAGCUUUUGAUUGAGUCUGGUCGAGUUGACUUGGACUCCCGAGACGAAAGAAGAAGAUCCCCUCUUUCAUAUGCCACACAGCGCUCGGAUACAACAAUUGCGAAGCUUUUGAUUGAGUCUGGUCGACACUCAGAUCCAACAAUUGUGAAGCUUCUGAUCCGAUCCAAUCGAGUCAACUUAGAUUAUAAAGAUGACAACGGACGUACUCCUCUUUCAUAUGCCGCAGAGCACUCAGAUUCGUCAGUGAUAAAGCUGUUAAUUAAGUCUGGUCGGGUUGAUUUGGACUCCCGAGACGAAAGAAGAAGGUCCCCUCUUUCAUAUGCCGCGCAGCGCUCAGAUACAAUAGUUGCAAUACUUUUGAUUGGGUCUGGCCGAGUUAAUUUAGAUUCUCGAGACUUUUGCGAAAGGUCCCCUCUUUUAUAUGCCGCGUAUCACUCAGAUCUAUCAGUUGUGAAGCUUUUGGUUGAUUCUGGUCGAGUCGACUUAGAUCCUAGGGAUGAUGACGGACGCACCCCUCUUUCAUAUGCUGCGCAACGCUCGGAUACAACAAUUGCGAAGAUUUUGAUUGAGUCUGGCCGAGUGAAAUUAGAUCUAAGGGAUAAUCGAGGACGAACCCCUCUGUCAUAUACCGCGCAACGCUCAGGUGCAACAGUUGCGAAGCUUUUGAUUGAGUCUGGCCGAGUCAAUUUGGAUUCCAGAGACAAUAAAGGAAGGUCCCCUCUCUCAUAUGCCGCGCAACGCUCGGAUGCGACAAUUGCGAAGCUUUUGAUUGAGUCUGGUCGAGUUGACUUGGACUCCCGAGACGAAAGAAGAAGGUCCCCUCUUUCAUAUGCCGCGCAGCGCUCAGAUGCAAUAGUCGCGAUACUUUUGAUUGGGUCUGGCCGAAUUAAUUUGGAUUCUCGAGACUUUUGUGAAAGGUCCCCUCUCUCAUAUGCCGCGCAACGCUCAGAUCUAUCAGCCGUGAAGCUUUUGGUUGAUUCUGGUGGUGUCAACCUUAAUUCUAGGGAUAGUCAAGGGUGUAGUCCUCUCUCAUAUGCCACAGAACGUUCAGAUACAUCAAUUGCUAAACUUUUGACUGACUCUGGUGGCAUUGACUUGGAUCCUAGAAACGAUCAAGGGCAUAGUCUUAUUUUAUAUACUGCGCUACGCUCAGACGUAUCAGUUGUCAAGCUUUUAAUUAAGUCUGGCCGAGUCGACUUGGACCCUAGGGACGAUGACAGACGCACCCCUCUUUCAUAUGCCACACAGCGCUCGGAUGCGACAAUUGCAAAGCUUUUGAUUGAGUCUGGUCGAGUUGACUUAGACUCCAGAGACAGCAGAGGAAGAUCCCCUCUCUCAUAUGCCGCACAGCACUCAGAUCCAACAAUUGCAAAGCUUCUGAUCCGAUCCAAUCGAGUCGACUUAGAUUAUAAAGAUAGCAACGGACGUACUCCUCUUUCAUAUGCUGCAGAGCACUCGGAUUCGUCAGUGAUAAAGCUGUUGAUUAAGUCUGGUCGGCACUCGGAUCCAACAAUUGCGAAGCUUUUGAUUGAGUCUGGUCGAGUCGACUUGGACUCCCGAGACAAAAAAAGAAGGUCCCCUCUUUCAUACACCGCAGAGCACUCGGCUGUAUCAAUUGUGAAGCUUUUGAUUGAGUCUAGUAGAGUGAACUUAGAUCUAAGGGAUAAUGACGGACGCACCCCUCUUUCAUAUGCUGCGCAGCACUCGGAUGUAUCAGUUGUGCAGCUGUUUAUUGAGUGUGAUCGAGUCGACUUGGAUUAUAAAGACCGCUACGGACGUACUGCUCUUUCAUAUGCCGCGCAGCAUUCAAAUACAUCAGUUGUGAAGCUGUUGAUUGAAUCUGGUCGAGUCGACUUGGACUCCAGGGACAAUCGAGAUCGGACACCAGUCUUCUAUGCUGUGGCAUCAGGGGAUAAGGAAUGCGCCCAGCUUCUAAUAGAAACUGGAGAAGCUGACAUGAACUCUCGGGACUACCAAGGCCGAACACCACUCUAG